This is a messenger RNA of Eucalyptus grandis, 4401 nucleotides long. Its product is annotated as ABC transporter C family member 8-like. Gene Ontology annotation, biological process: transmembrane transport. The transcript is spliced from 12 exons. Bases 1 to 4401 code for a protein of 1466 amino acids. Gene Ontology annotation, cellular component: plant-type vacuole; vacuolar membrane. The record is from RefSeq and is a predicted model, not a curated record. NCBI's taxonomy places the organism in Eukaryota, Viridiplantae, Streptophyta, Magnoliopsida, Myrtales, Myrtaceae. Gene Ontology annotation, molecular function: ABC-type transporter activity; ATP hydrolysis activity; ATP binding.
AUGGCCCUCCUCUGGAGCUUACCAGAGGCAUUCUCUUGGACAUGUGAUGGAGAGUUUGAUUUGGGUUCUUGCAUCCAAAGGAGCAUAAUUGACGCAACCAACCUGCUUUUCCUCUGCGCUUUCUGCGUCUUUUGGAUUGCCGUCAGCCUUAGAAAGCGCAAUGCUAAUGGAAACAACACUGAGAGGGACUUCGUACUUGUUGUCGCCGCAGUGUGUUGCGCAUUUAGUGGCAUCGCGCACUUUGGUGUUGGCCUCCAGGGUUCUAUAGUUCAAUCCGACAUAACUAGACCUCAGAGCUGGUUGCUUCACUUUAUUAGAGGAUUGAUAUGGAUGUCCUUGACAGUUUCGUUACUUGCUGUGAAAUCAAAAUGGAUGAGAACUCUGGUCACUCUUUGGUGGGUCGCCUUCUCUUUGCUCGUCACAGCUCUCAACCUCAGGCUCUUGUUGGAUGGGCACGGAAUCAAAGUUUUAGACAUUGCGACUUGGCCUAUAAACUUCCUUCUCCUGUUCUGUGCCUUCAGGAUAUAUUUUGUGGUUCCCAAACCCAAAUCAGAUGAGAAAUUAUACGAACCUCUACUAGGUGCAAAGCCUUAUGAAUCCCGGUCACAGCUUGGCUGUGCCAGAUGUCUCAGCAAGUUGACAUUUUCUUGGAUUAAUCCAUUGUUACGCUUGGGAUACUCAAAACCACUAGAGUUCGAGGACAUCCCAUCUCUGGUCUCCGAGGAUGAAGCUGAUCUGGCCUAUCAAAAAUUUUCACGUGCAUGGGAUGUGGUUGUAAAUGAUCCAAAGGGGUCACAGAGCUACUUAAUUAUUAAGACCAUUGCGAAAGUAUAUUUCAAGGAGAACAUCUUCACAGGCUUAUGUGCUCUUUUCCGAAUGAUAUCCGUUGUUGUUUCCCCUUUGUUACUGUAUUGGUUCGUGAAUUACUCGAAUGAAGGCGCUGGAAAUUUGUCAGAAGGGUUCGUUAUUAUUGGGUGCUUGAUUCUUGCCAAGCUAGUCGAGUCUUUUUCGCAGAGGCAUUACUUCUUUAAUUCCAGGAGGUCUGGAAUGAGGAUGAGAUCGGCUGUUAUGGUAGCGGUCUACCAGAAGCAGCUGAAACUUUCGAACACCGGUAGAAAACGGCACUCAACAGGUGAAAUCAUGAAUUAUAUCGCAGUGGAUGCAUAUCGGAUGGGUGAAUUGCCUUGGUGGUUUCAUUCCACUUGGACCCUCACGCUGCAACUCUUCAUGUCCAUCGGUGUGCUCUUUGCGGUGAUCGGCAUUGGUGCUCUUCCGGCCUUAGUCCCGCUCCUCAUUUGUGGACUCCUAAAUGUCCCUUUCGCCAAGAUCCUCCAAAACUGCCAGUCCCAGUUCAUGAUCGCCCAAGAUGAACGGCUCCGGUCCACUUCAGAGAUCCUGAACAGCAUGAAGAUCAUAAAGUUGCAUUCGUGGGAAGAAAGAUUCAGAAACUUGAUAGAGUUGGGCCGUGCCACCGAGAUGAAGUGGCUGGCCAAAGCCCAGUUCCAGAGGGCUUUUGCAACUGGGAUUUAUUGGGUGUCUCCGACUAUAAUUUCUUCGGUGAUUUUCUUAGGUUGCGCUCUCUUGCAUAGCGCCCCAUUAAAUGCUAGUACUAUCUUCACAGUUCUUGCAACGUUGCGGGCGAUGGGUGAGCCUGUUAGAAUGAUCCCUGAGGCCCUUUCUAUAUUGAUCCAAACGAUGGUGUCCUUCAAUCGUAUUAAUGCGUUUUUGGUAGAUGACGAGCUGAAGAACGACAGAAUAAGGGCAGUCCCAUUAGAGGAUUCAUCUAGCACCGCCAGCAUACACAUUUUAUCAGGGAAUUUUGCUUGGGACAUGGACUCUCCACUCUUGACUCUGAAAGACAUAAACUUGGAAGCCAAAUGUGGGCAGAAGAUAGCAAUCUGUGGUCCAGUCGGGGCUGGCAAAUCAUCGCUUCUUCAUGCCAUACUAGGAGAAAUGACCAAAACUACGGGAACUGUUACAAUAUGUGGAUCAAUCGCUUAUGUUUCUCAAACUUCCUGGAUCCAAAGUGGGACGGUUAGGGACAACAUACUCUAUGGAAAACCAAUGGAUGCAGCCCGAUACAAGAAUGCUAUAAAAGCGUGCGCACUGGAUAAGGAUAUCAGCAGCUUCAGUCAUGGAGAUCUCACAGAAAUAGGCCAGAGAGGGCUCAACAUGAGUGGUGGACAGAAGCAGAGGAUUCAACUUGCUCGAGCCGUCUAUAAUGAUGCAGACAUUUAUCUUCUUGAUGACCCUUUCAGUGCGGUCGAUGCACACACUGCUGCAAUACUUUUCAAUGACUGUGUCAUGGGCAUGCUUGAAAAUAAGAUGGUCAUCCUAGUGACUCACCAAGUGGAAUUUCUCUCGGAUAUGGAUCAAAUUUUGCUGAUGGAGGAGGGACGUGUUACACAAUCAGGGAGCUACCAGGAGCUUUUGACAGCAGUAACAGCGUUCGAACAGCUUGUGAAUGCUCACAAAGAAGUUUUAACCACAUUUGGACCUUCAAACAGUGAAAUCCCCGGUGACAUUGCGAAUUCAAAUAUGGUCAAGCUCGAGGAAUCUAAAGAGACUGAACAAGGCGAGAUACCAGAGAAGGCCCAACUGGGAGGGCAACUUACAGAAGAAGAAGAAAAGGAGAUUGGUGACGCUGGGCGGAAGGCGUUCUGGGAUUACAUAAUGGUGUCAAAAGGAUCAACCCUUCUGUUUUUAGGCUUACUGACACAGUUAGCAUUUGUGGUGCUUCAGGCUGGAUCGACCUAUUGGCUAGCACUAGCUGUUCAGUUCCAGGACAUUGGUAGUGGCACCUUAAUCGGUGUCUUCACUGGGAUUUCGUUACUUAGUACCUUGUUUGUGUUCUUUAGAUCCUUCAUCAUAGCUCAUCUGGGUCUAAAGGCCUCCAAGGCCUUCUUUUCAGGUUUAACUGAUUCAAUAUUCAGAGCUCCGAUGCUCUUCUUCGAUUCUACUCCAGUGGGGAGGAUUCUGACCCGAGCUUCAUCAGACUUAAGCAUGCUAGAUUUUGACAUCCCAUUCUCCAUCAUCUUUGUGAUAGCUGCUGGAAUUGAACUUCUAGCUAUAAUUGGGAUUAUGGCCUCAGUCACAUGGCAAGUUCUCAUGGUUGCGACUUUUGCAAUGGUUGCUGCAAAAUAUGUUCAGGCAUACUACUUGGCAUCGGCGCGCGAAUUAAUAAGAAUCAACGGAACAACAAAAGCUCCCCUUAUGAACUAUACAGCCGAGACAUCCCUAGGUGUGGUCACCAUAAGAGCUUUCAACGCAGUAGACAGAUUCUUCUGCAAUUUCCUGAAACUGGUGGAUGCCGAUGCGAAACUUUUUUUCCACUCUAAUGCACUAAUGGAGUGGCUAGUUCUGAGAAUAGAAACACUACAGAACCUGACCCUACUCACUGCUUCUCUUCUUCUGAUUCUUCUUCCUAAGGGAAACGUACCUCCAGGACUUGUGGGGUUAUCUCUUUCUUAUGCUUUUACGUUGACGGGUACGCAUGUUUUCGUGACCCAGUGGUAUUGCCACUUGUCAAACUACAUUAUCUCAGUCGAGCGAAUCAAACAGUUCAUGCACAUACCAUCUGAGCCUGCAGCGGUCGCGGAGAAUCAUAGGCCACCGUCUUCAUGGCCAUCAAAGGGCCGGAUUGAGCUGCAAGAACUAAAGCUAAGGUACCGUCCCAAUGCACCACUCGUGUUGAAGGGAAUCAAUUGCACAUUCAAAGAAGGAAACAGGGUCGGUGUUGUCGGAAGAACCGGAAGUGGGAAAACGACUCUGAUCAGUGCAUUAUUUCGAUUGGUCGAGCCAGCAAGUGGGACAAUCUACAUUGACGGUUUAGACAUUACUUCCAUUGGAUUGAAGGACUUGAGGAUGAAGCUCAGCAUCAUCCCUCAGGAGCCCACUUUGUUCAGAGGCAGUGUUCGGACGAACAUGGACCCUCUUGGCCUUUACUCUGACCAUGAGAUUUGGAUGGCUCUGGAAAAAUGUCAGCUUAAGGCCACAAUUAGCAGCCUUCCGAAUCAGCUUGAUUCUUCCGUGAGCGAUGGAGGAGAGAAUUGGAGUGCUGGGCAGAGGCAGCUCUUUUGCCUGGGAAGAGUUCUACUGAGGAGGAACAGAAUCCUAGUUCUUGAUGAAGCCACGGCUUCAAUUGAUUCAACCACUGAUGCCGUUCUUCAGAGGAUCAUCAGGCAAGAGUUCCCAGAUUGCACUGUGAUCACCGUGGCUCACAGAGUCCCCACUGUCAUAGACAGUGACAUGGUCAUGGUCCUCUCUCAUGGAAAUCUGGUGGAGUAUGAGGAGCCCUCAAAGUUGAUGGAGACCAAUUCCUACUUCUCCAAGCUGGUUGCUGAAUACUGGGCAAGUUGCAGGAGAAGCUCCUCCUAUAAUCUUGGAAAUCAUCUCUGCUAA